AUGGCUUCUUCCAGUCGGCAAGAUCGGGCGCUGAUGCGCCAGCGUGGUGCUGGAUCGCGCGCCGUCGCACCUACCGACUUCGGGCUCAGCUUUGGUCUAGGAGAUAACAGGUUGGAGCGUCAACAGAUGCGACAAAGGGGCGCUGGGACUCGGAAGAUUGACAAUGUCGACUUCGGAUUUUCCUUUCCCACUCCAACAGAGCGGUCGCGCACAAAGACGCCCCAAUCUCGAAGGUCUAAUUCCCGCCAGCCGUCGAACGCACCAGCUAGACGAAGCCGAGAACCGACCUCCGCAAGAUCUACCAGAGGAAAUUCGAGCAGACAGAAUUCGGCUCAGCCUAUAGCGCCUGUACCGGAGCAGGAAGCAAUACAACCGGACGACGGGCAGAGAGCACCAAGUACUCGAUCUAGCAAAAGGAGGAAAAUAUCCCCCGCUGUUGUUACGCCUACCCCACAACCUCCGACAGAUGUCUCCAGGCCAGUAGCCUCAAAUCACGCUUCAGUGAGGCGCACUUCCUCGCGGACCUUCACCAUUGCGGAAGACGACGAUGCAGGAGCGCCUCCCUCCGGAACGCAGGUCGUAGAACACCCUCAGACAUCUCCCCUGUCCGUACCGCACGACGAGCACGAGAAGGAGAAUGAGACGCCCAAUACCUUGAAAUUGAAGACAGACGCCUCGGAUUCAGAUUUACAAACUACAAAAAGCGGGCGGAUGCUGCUUCCACCGCUUGUCUUGGAUGAAGACAUGGCCGAAUCUGCUUCGGAAGCGUCAGGAGCGGACGGUGAAGAGACGGGCCAAGGAUUGACGAAGGACGACAUAUUACCCGAUACGGACGUGCCCGCUGCAUCUGGACGGCAAAAGCGACGAAAACGAAAAUCCGUUACGUUCGAGCGCCGGAGACGUCGUUCAUCUACUCAGAGUCGAUCUGUUAACGCAUCAAAAGGCCUCACGCCUGCGGCUGUUUCUUCCCGGGCUCCAUCGGAAGAAGCUCCAUUACUUGGGGCCGAGCCUCUCGCAGACCGGAUCACCAUGUAUAGCAAACUUGCGAUGACGAGGGAUAGAAGAGCAGUGACUCCGGUCUCCGACCGGGAACGAACCCCCAGCCAAGGACAGGAGGAAGAUGACUCGUACGUGGAGCAGAGCUCUUCUGAAGCAGAGACGCCUGCUGCAAGUAUGAAGAGCAAGAGAAAGGCUCGGCGACCAAACUCCAGAGACGGAUCCGCCGAAGUUUCUAAGGGCAACAAAGGCAGACCGACUUUCCCGAUUCUCACUCACCGACUGGCUAAUGUGUCGACCUUGCCGACUAUCUACGAGGAUGGUGAAGACCCAAUGGGGAAUACUCUCCCUGAUGUUGCAAAUCAUCGGGCUCAACCAAACGUGGUGGACGUGCUAGCCCAGAUCUGUCGCGAGACAAUCUCAAACGCGAUCGACCGCCUAGGCGAAACGACGCAGCCCAAUAAACGGACUUCACUGAAUAACAAAAGGAGCGCCCUCGAAGCAUUCGGUAAGGACCUCGAUGACGAAUUGUUCGCCAUGUCUGAGGCUGUAGAAAACCGCAUCAACCUGGAAGCUCGCGUUCGGAAGACUAGACGGGAGAAAGGAGCACUGCAAACGGAAUAUAUCGAACUGAGAAAAGAACGAGAACAGGUUGCGUUGAAGUGUGAUGCGCUCAGGCGACGGCACUGGCAGUGCGAAGAGUCUACCAGAAAGAAGUGGACGGUCAGCGAGGCGGUUCGACGUGUGGAGCAAGAGAUGGACCGCAAUCCAGACGCCGACGAAGGUAUCGAGUUCCUGAUACGAAGCGUGACGGCGGGGGUCAGCAGUGCCUCCGGACACGGUAUCUUGGAUCAAGUCAAGUCGUUCAAUGCUCAGCUGGAAAACAUGGCACUGAUUUUGGAAGGCGGCAACGUUGUUUGA
Molecule: messenger RNA, 1917 nt
Organism: Fonsecaea erecta
Lineage: Eukaryota; Fungi; Ascomycota; Eurotiomycetes; Chaetothyriales; Herpotrichiellaceae
Exons: 3
Coding region: 1-1917 (638 amino acids)
Source: RefSeq, a predicted model, not a curated record